UGCUGAGCAGCGGUGUCGAUCCCUCAGCGCAGUCACGAGGAGGGCUCCAGCAGCUGCCGCGGAGCGGGGCUGGCCCCGGGGUGGCCCGGACGUGCCAGCGCCGAGCCGGGCUCUGUCCCCAUCCCAAGGCACGCAGCGCAGGCAUUCCGGGGGGGCCGGGCAUGCGGGGCUGCCCCGGGCCGGGCCCGGCCCCCGCGGCCCGCAGCCCCCUAUAUCAGCCGUGCCCGCGGGGCAGCGCCGGCACAGCGAGCGCCACAGCCCCCGGCCCCUCGCCCAGCCAUGGAUGACAUCUACAAGGCGGCGGUUGAGCAGCUGACAGAAGAGCAAAAAAAUGAGUUCAAGGCUGCCUUUGACAUCUUCGUGCAGGGGGCAGACGAUGGAUGCAUCAGCACCAAGGAGCUGGGGAAGGUGAUGAGGAUGCUGGGGCAGAACCCCACCCCUGAGGAGCUGCAGGAGAUGAUAGAUGAGGUGGAUGAAGAUGGCAGUGGUACUGUGGACUUUGAUGAGUUCCUGGUUAUGAUGGUGCGGUGUAUGAAGGAUGACAGCAAAGGAAAAACCGAAGAGGAACUCUCAGACCUCUUCAGGAUGUUUGAUAAAAAUGCUGAUGGCUACAUCGACCUGGAGGAGCUGAAGAUCAUGCUGCAGGCAACAGGGGAGACCAUCACCGAGGAUGACAUAGAGGAACUGAUGAAAGAUGGGGACAAAAACAACGAUGGCAGGAUUGACUAUGAUGAGUUCCUGGAGUUUAUGAAGGGGGUUGAAUAAAUCUGAGGCCAGAUGGACAGCUUGAAUCACCUAAACCCUCCAGCUCUGCAUCUCAUCUCCUUGACUAAGUCCCCUGGCUACUGGCAUGAAGACUGAGUGCUGAGAAGGGUGGCCAGGGGGAAAUAAAACCUGUUAAUACCCAGUGCCUCAGCUGGUCAUUCCUUGGAGCUUCAGUGACAGCUCCACCCCUGUUGUGUACUCAUGAUUAAUGAAGCUACUGCUGGGGGUUACUUCUGGCAAGGUGACAUCACAGCUGGAGCUUUAAGCCUGCCAGGAAGUAUUUUGCUGCCAGCCCAAUGGCAAAUCCAUCCAACAGGGCCUUGGGUGCUCGGUGGGGAGCUGCCGUGUUCCAUCUCUUCACCCCACCAUGGUGAGCAGGCUGAGG
Molecule: messenger RNA, 1150 nt
Organism: Prinia subflava (tawny-flanked prinia)
Lineage: Eukaryota; Metazoa; Chordata; Aves; Passeriformes; Cisticolidae
Gene: TNNC1
Product: troponin C1, slow skeletal and cardiac type
Exons: 6
Coding region: 280-765 (161 amino acids)
Cellular component (GO): myosin II complex
Molecular function (GO): calcium ion binding
Source: RefSeq, a predicted model, not a curated record